Manacus vitellinus (golden-collared manakin) is the source of this 2013-nucleotide messenger RNA. RefSeq names its product transportin-1-like. Gene Ontology annotation, cellular component: cytoplasm. NCBI's taxonomy places the organism in Eukaryota, Metazoa, Chordata, Aves, Passeriformes, Pipridae. Gene Ontology annotation, molecular function: deoxyhypusine synthase activity; protein binding. The transcript is spliced from 19 exons. The record is from RefSeq and is a predicted model, not a curated record. The annotation marks the transcript as partial. Gene Ontology annotation, biological process: peptidyl-hypusine biosynthetic process.
GGGGCUUUCGGGGCCCUGCAGAAGAUCUGCGAGGAUUCCUCGGAGCUGCUGGACAGCGACGCCCUCAACAGGCCCCUCAACGUCAUGAUCCCCAAAUUCCUGCAGUUCUUCAAGCACUGCAGCCCCAAAAUCAGCCUGGACGUCCUGGCCAACGUGUUCCGCGAGGAGCUGCUGCCCCACCUGCUGCCCCUGCUCAAGGAGCUGCUCUUCCACCUCGAGUGGGUGGUCAAGGAGUCGGGGAUCCUGGUCCUGGGGGCCAUCGCUGAAGGCUGCAUGCAGGGCAUGGUGCCCUACCUGCCCGAGCUGGUGCCGCACCUGAUCCGGUGCCUGGCGGACAGGAAGGCCCUGGUGAGGUCCAUCGCCUGCUGGACCCUGAGCCGUUACGCUCACUGGGUGGUCGCGCAGCCCCCCGAGCUCUACCUGAAGCCCCUCAUGACCGAGCUGCUCCAGCGCAUCCUCGACAGCAACAAACCCCGGGGGGUGGUGGCACAGCAGCCCCAGGCCGAAGAGGAGUACAUCCAGAAGUUGAUGCCGCCGCUCAUCCAGAAGUGGAACGAGCUCAAGGAUGAGGACAAGGACCUUUUCCCGCUGCUGGAGUGCCUGUCCUCGGUGGCCACGGCCCUGCAGAGCGGGUUCCUGCCCUACUGCGAGCCCGUGUACCAGCGCUGCGUCACCCUGGUCCAGAAAACCCUGGCCCAGGCCAUGAUGUACAACCAGCACCCCGAGCAAUACGAAGCCCCCGACAAGGAUUUCAUGAUCGUGGCCCUGGACCUGCUGAGCGGCCUCGCCGAGGGGCUCGGUGGCCACGUGGAGCAGCUGGUGGCCCGUUCCAACAUCAUGACGCUGCUUUUCCAGUGCAUGCAGGACACGAUGCCCGAGGUGCGGCAAAGCUCCUUCGCCCUCCUGGGCGACCUCACCAAGGCCUGUUUCGUGCACGUCAAGCCCUGUAUCGCUGAAUUCAUGCCCAUCCUGGGCACCAACCUGAACCCCGAGUUCAUCUCCGUCUGCAACAACGCGACCUGGGCCAUCGGGGAGAUCUGCAUGCAGAUGGGAGCAGAAAUGCAACCCUACGUGCAGAUGGUCCUCACCAACCUCGUGGAGAUCAUCAACCGCCCCAACACCCCCAAAACCCUGCUGGAGAACACGGCCAUCACCAUUGGGCGCCUCGGCUUCGUGUGCCCUCAGGAGGUGGCCCCGAUGCUGCAGCAGUUUAUUCGGCCCUGGUGCACGUCGCUCCGGAACAUCCGCGACAACGAGGAGAAGGACUCGGCCUUCCGGGGCAUCUGUGUCAUGAUCGGGGUGAACCCCGGGGGGGUUGUGCAGAUCUCGGCCAAGCUGCAGCCCCUGACUCCAGAGCAGCGGGAACGGGGGGCCCUGGCGGGGCCGCGGCCGCCCUCGGGCUGCACCAUCUUCCUGGGCUUCACCUCCAACCUCGUGAGCUCCGGGGUCAGGGAGAGCAUCCGAUACCUCGUCCAGCACGGAAUGGUGGACGUGCUGGUGACCACGGCGGGGGGGGUGGAGGAGGACCUGAUCAAGUGCCUGGCACCCACCUACAUCGGGGACUUCCACCUGCGGGGCCGGGACCUGCGGGAGAGCGGCAUCAACAGGAUCGGGAACCUGCUGGUGCCCAACGACAACUACUGCAAGUUUGAGGACUGGCUGAUGCCCAUCCUGGACCGGAUGGUGGAGGAGCAGGACACGCAGGGCGUGCGGUGGACGCCGUCCCGGGUGAUCGCGCGGCUGGGCAAGGAGAUCAACCACCCCGAGUCGGUCUGUUACUGGGCCCAGAAGAACAACAUCCCCGUGCUGAGCCCGGCGCUCACCGACGGCUCCCUCGGGGACAUGAUCUUCUUCCACUCCUACAAGCGCCCGGGGCUGGUGCUGGACAUUGUGGAGGACCUGCGGCUCAUCAACACCCAGGCCAUCUUCGCCCACAAGACGGGGAUGAUCAUCCUGGGCGGGGGCCUGGUCAAGCACCACAUCGCCAACCCUGUUAUUUACUGCCACACCUGA